AUGGAGGGCGGCGUGCGGGCGGGCGCGCGGCUGGGCCGGGCGCUGGAGGCCCUCCUGGAGGAGGCCGGGCCCCACCGGGAGGCGCUGCACGCUGCGCUGAGCGCUCGCCGGCCCGGGGCCCUCCUGCCCUUCGCCCUGCUCCGCAAACUGCUCCCGCGCCUCCGGGCCCCAGGCUCCCCACUGUACCUUCACGAGCUCCUGGAAGGCAGCGAGAUUUACUUCCCCGAAGUUGUGAAGCCCCCCCGGAACCCGGAACUGGUGGCCCGGCUUGAACGGAUCAAAGCGCGGCUCGCCAAUGAGGAGUAUAGGCGGAUUACCCAGAAUGUCUCUUGCCAGGGCCCGAGACAGACUGGGACUCUGGUGGACGUAGGGAGGCAAGUGAGGUCGGUGAAAGCCGUGGUUAUCACCGUCUUCAACUUCAUCGUCACGGUGGCGGCCGCGUUUACUUGCACCUACCUGGGAAGCCAGUACGUCUUCACAGAAAUGGCGGCGAGGGUGCUGGCCGCGGUGAUCGUGGCUUCCGUGGUGGGCCUGGCCGAGCUGUACGUCAUGGUGCGGGCCGUGGAGGGCGAGCUGGGAGCGCUCUAGCGAAGAUCCUGCUGCCCAGAGCGCAUUUCCGGGUCGUCGGAUUUGGGACCCUUGGGUCCGGUGCCGGUCCCGGAGUUCCCUCCUCUUGCCAGCAGAGCCCCGACUCCCUGGAGGCUCGAAUCUGGGCUGUCCAAUGCCGCUGAGGUCAGUGGGAGAGGUAGGACCACAGCCCGCUUCACCGUCCUGCGGGGCAGCCUCCCGUCAAGACAAGCGUUACAGGGAGCGUAUUCUCACUGAGAGAGAAUCGCUGCUGUCCCCAUCCCCAACCGUCUUUUCCUCCCCACAGUUGUCUCUGGCGCGCGCACGCGCGCGCACUCUCUCUCUCCCUCCCUCUCCCCCUCCGCCGGUCGAUGCUCCUGUGGGAUCUGAGGAUGGGCGGCGGGACCCAACCCCCGAGUCUGACUCAGAGAGAUAUGACCCCGUCCCUCCCUCGGCCGGCUCCCGUCCCCGAGUCCCGCGAGUUUUCAGGAUCUAGGUUCCUUUUGGAAAAGGGAGCCGGGCACCUUUCACUUCCCUCCCCUUUCAUUCCACCCUGCCCUCCUCGGCCUCUGUAAAGACGAAAAGAAAAUCACAGAGCUAUAAAGUUUUAUAUGAGCGUGA
Messenger RNA from Ornithorhynchus anatinus (platypus), 1188 nucleotides. RefSeq names its product transmembrane protein 199 (gene VMA12). The record is from RefSeq and is a predicted model, not a curated record. Gene Ontology annotation, cellular component: endomembrane system. The transcript is spliced from 6 exons. Lineage: Eukaryota; Metazoa; Chordata; Mammalia; Monotremata; Ornithorhynchidae. The coding region runs from base 1 to 588 and encodes 195 amino acids. Gene Ontology annotation, biological process: vacuolar proton-transporting V-type ATPase complex assembly.